AUGGUAACAGGAGAUCAACCGCCAACAGCUGGUGCAAUAGCUAAAUCGAUUGGAAUCAUCACAGGAAAGACAGUAGACGAUUUGUUAGAAGAAAACCCAUGA
Messenger RNA from Paramecium tetraurelia, 102 nucleotides. RefSeq lists its product as uncharacterized. The record is from RefSeq and is a predicted model, not a curated record. The transcript has a single exon. Lineage: Eukaryota; Ciliophora; Oligohymenophorea; Peniculida; Parameciidae. The coding region runs from base 1 to 102 and encodes 33 amino acids.